Talpa occidentalis (Iberian mole) is the source of this 474-nucleotide messenger RNA. RefSeq names its product keratin-associated protein 12-1-like. The record is from RefSeq and is a predicted model, not a curated record. The transcript has a single exon. Lineage: Eukaryota; Metazoa; Chordata; Mammalia; Eulipotyphla; Talpidae. Bases 1 to 474 code for a protein of 157 amino acids.
AUGACCUGCUCCAACUGCUCCUCCGGCUGCCCCUCGGGCUGCCCGGCCUCCGCGUGUGCGCCCCUGAGCUGCCGGCCCGUCGUGUGCCUGCGCCCCUCCUGCCAGCCGUCCGGGGGCUGCCAGCCCAUGAUGAUCUGCCAGCCCUCCGGGGGCUGCCAGUCCUCGGGGGGCUCCCAGCCCAUGAUGAUCUGCCAGCCCUCCGGGGGCUGCCAGUCCUCGGGGGGCUCCCUGCCCAUGAUGAUCUGCCAGUCCUCCGGGGGCUGCCAGUCCUCCUGCCAGUCCUCCGGCCCCACCCUGGUCUGCAGACCCAUCUCCUGUGGCCUCCCUGCCUGCUGCGUGCCCGUGAGCUGCAGACCCAUGGUGUGCAUUGCCUCCUCCUGCCAGUCCUCUGGGGGAUGCCAGUCCUCCUGCCAGUCCUCCGGCCCCACCCUGGUCUGCAGGCCCGUCCCCUGCGGCACCCCUGCCUGCUGCUGA